AUGUCUACCCGACGUGUCACUCGUGCAAAAAAUGCAACUCAGCAUCCAGGUAUCCCAGACAUAACGCCAAAGAAGAAACACCGUACUGCAGAAGAAGUAGCUGCUGAGCUUCAGUCUAAAUUAGAUGCUAAAGAAGAGAAAGAACGCACCAAGAGAGCUGGCAUCAAACGCGUUGCUAAAUAUGAGAAGAAGCAGGCGGACCAGGAUGUGGUGACCGAUGCUACACCUAAGUGUGUUCAUACUGUCCAGCGUGUUGCUGACUCCUAUCGAAGCUUCAUCGGCUCAGCAGCCAUUGCGAUCAUCAUCGCAUACCUCGAGUCCCAGGAGACACUCAAGCACUCGGACGAUAAUCGUGUCGAAUUUGCUACUUACACGCUGGACAAGCUUCGCUUCUUGUACAAGAAGGCAAACAGUGACAAUAAAUCUAAGUUCCGCAGACUUUAUCAAGGUGCCUUCGUGGUGCAAACGUUUGGCGCCCACUUCACUGCUAUCAACGGCGCUCGCAAGAUACAUGGACUAGAGAAGCCGGGAGAAAACUUGAAUCCUGUUGGGGGUCUAGCGCUGUCAUGUGCUGCGGUUGAACGAGCAUUGACACUUAUUGCUACUCGUACUAUAACCAUCGAAAUGGUUCUCACUGCCAAGGGCAAAUCUAUACCCUUGCCGAAGACACUCAAUCACUCAACCGGCAAAGUCUCCAAUCGCCAAACGGGCUUCAAUGACGUCACCUGGGGUUCUUCCACACGCUCAUAUGAAUUUUCCAAGAAAAGCCAUCGUUCUGGCAAUGAUAGAGCCGUCGAUGACGCUGUGGAUGAUGAAGAUCUCGACGAAUGUGCCCAGCUCAUGGACAUCUCGGAGUCUGAGUCUGGGUCCGAAGACUCGGAUCAUACUAUUGGCUCUGACGCGGAGUAG
Molecule: messenger RNA, 909 nt
Organism: Suillus discolor
Lineage: Eukaryota; Fungi; Basidiomycota; Agaricomycetes; Boletales; Suillaceae
Exons: 6
Coding region: 1-909 (302 amino acids)
Source: RefSeq, a predicted model, not a curated record